AUGAUCGGGCUCAAAUUAAUUGCUUUCAAGAUAUAUGUCCAUAGAGAGGAUGAUAUAAAUAGUGUUUGGAGCUUUUAUUAUGAUGGAAUUAAUCCUCCUUCUACAGUUAUUAAAGGCGAAAAUCAACAAGUCACUCCAACAGAAAACAAAUGUUUUGCAUACAACUGCAAAUUCAGUAACCUUCGUGAUAGAGCAAUUAAGUUCACAGAUACUGUUGGCUAUUCGAUUUUACUCUGCGAAAACGUUUAUUCACAAGGUCCAGGUACAAUAUCUAUAUCUAGUUCUAGCAAAAGUGAUAUUAUUAUUGACAAAUUCUGUUCAUUUGAAAGUCAAGCUCCUUCAGAUGGCCAAUUUGCUUUUUUCGAAGGCAAAAUCAACAGUACAAUCAUCCAAGGAUCAAUUUGUAAUGGAGGAAAUAGUUCAGUAUCUAAAAUGAUUCACAAAUUUGAAGGAAUUGGAUCACUUUCUAAAACUAACGUUUCUAACUGUAUUUCAUUAUGGAUGCCAAGUUUUUAUUUUGAUACUUUGGACUCAACAAUUAAUAUUUCAUUUUGCAAUUUUGAGAAUUUAAAAGCAACUGAACGUACGAUUUCUGCUAUCUGGGGUUGCCCAGGAACAAUUGAACGUUCUAAUUACAUAAAUAAUUCUCAAGAACUAUAUGGUUACUUAGUUUCUGCUUCUCAUAGCAGACUUAAGAUUUUGGAUUCAUCUUUCCAAAACAAUCUACGGAAUAACGAAGGUGUGAUAUUUUAUGGAUAUUUUGAAAAGAUUUAUAUUCGUCGAUGCAGUAUUGAUAAUUUUUCAUAUAGUGGAAAAGUUGAUACAUCGGAACUAGGAGAAUCUUCAUUUAAAAUUAUAUUCAAAUUCAAUGAUUUUCCUCUAUGCGAAACAGAUUUUGAAUAUUUAGUAUUGUUUGAACCAAAGAAAGAAAAACCUAAAUUUUUUCAAUUUGGUAAGUAUUAUAUUUCUGUUUUAUUAAUAAGUUAA
Trichomonas vaginalis G3 is the source of this 987-nucleotide messenger RNA. RefSeq lists its product as uncharacterized. The record is from RefSeq and is a predicted model, not a curated record. The coding region runs from base 1 to 987 and encodes 328 amino acids. The transcript has a single exon. Lineage: Eukaryota; Parabasalia; Trichomonadida; Trichomonadidae.